Molecule: messenger RNA, 1890 nt
Organism: Hyaloscypha bicolor E
Lineage: Eukaryota; Fungi; Ascomycota; Leotiomycetes; Helotiales; Hyaloscyphaceae
Exons: 5
Coding region: 1-1890 (629 amino acids)
Source: RefSeq, a predicted model, not a curated record
AUGAACCAUCUCAAAGCUUUGAUUAGGUGUUGUCCAAUUCCAAUCUCAUUAGUCUUCUCAUCAUGGCAAAUACCCAGCCUGCGUCUGAUAAUAGUUCCGACUAUUGACAAGUUUGGACAAGAAUGGAAGGGCAAUACGGAAGCAUAUCAAAUUGGUAAAUCACCAAGAUCUCUCAUUCUGACGUUAAUCUGGCUCGAUUACCACGACAACUCGCCCACACCAUCCGCAGGUCCUGAGCAUCAACAAGAAUCCCAGAAAGAGACUGAAUCGACAAGAAGUGACAUUGAGCUUGUCCAAAAUAAACCCGAGACGACUAGCGAAAAUCCACCGAAAUCCAACCUCCCCCCUAGUGAUGAUGAACAGCCUCCCGACAGAUACCACAAAAUAUUACAAGAUGCGCUUUGUAUUCGCUUUCAUACAAUGCAAGUGCCGUAUCUCAAUACCCCGAACGUGAGAAUGGCACUAGUUCAUCAUGUCGACAUUCCACAGGCGGUUACUGGAUUUGGCAAGCCAGAGGAGAAAAUUUUCGCGUUUGUCUUAGGGCUGAAAGGAAUUGACAUUGGGAUGGAAAAGCUUCUUGAUGCCCUAAAGCUUUACUGGGAAGCUACCGACGAACAGCGUGCUGCCAAAGAAGUCGCUGCCGAAAAAGUUGGUCUGACCCCAAAGCUGUUCAUUGCAGCUAUCCUGAAGCUAUAUGGUUUCCGAGCAGCCAAGAAGUCAAUACUUGUGAGUGCUUACGACCGCCUACUGUCAAUCGACACCAACCUUGUCGCGGCAGAAAAGCUGCUCUUCCUUGACGUUACAUCGAAAAAGCCGUUGACUGAAAGGGAACAACGAGGAAAGCUUGCAAUCCAGGUCAAAACCUGCACAAAGCUGAAUCAAACGCUAAUGGAUAUCAAUAUGAGCCUUCCGGGUGUCCGGUCACGUGUCCACUACAUUGGUCUUUGUGCCCGAGGGCUUGUCCGAGACCAGUCCACGAUGCAGGCAUAUAUUAAAGACAAGCUAAUAGCUACAAAAUGUGACAGUUCCACUCAGGCAAAGGUCACUCGAGACAUUCAGCCAGCGAGAAUAGGUGGACAUGACAUUGAAAAGAUGGUUACAGAGGAGACAAGACCAUCUGUGCCAUUACAAGGAGAACAGACCUCAAGAUACAAGACGAUUGGAGAUCGAGGAAUGUCAUUGGAUGAAGCACUAAGUGAGCUCGGGACCACAAAGUUUCACAGGCGUGACAACGACAAGCUGGACAUGAUUGAGAGAGCUAUGGAACAGUUUGAGGUUGAUAUUAAAAGCCUCAAAGCACGCACAACCAUUGCGAUUGGCUUGGUAUCCAAUCUUUACGCUCAUUCACAAGGGAACUUCCAAAGUCUGAUGUUGCAAGCUGCCGAGCGAGAUAGCUCAAAUAUGAGAACUAUCGCAACCUUGACUGUCCUACUUCUCCCAGCGACAUUUCUUACGGUUUUGUUCGCUACACCUAUUAUCCAAUGGGCUGUGCCUGUUGUCAAGAUUGCUUCGGGCUCUGGCUCAGACAGUUCGGAUAGCCCCAUUAAUCACAUUGAUCGAGGCUUUCCCAUAUUAGCUCUCUUCCCGUUCAGUUUAUAUAUGGGGUUGAGCCUAUCCACCAACUUGCCCCUUCUCCUUUACCUCCGCUGGGAAUGGUUUCUGAAAAAGUGGGAACGAGCCGUUAGGACCAAGUGCAAGCAUGUUCAGGAUGACUCGACAUACAGAGCGGAGCGCGAAAGGGAGAGCGAUAUCAUGAAAGUCAUGCAUCAUACGAAAACCCAGCUUGAAGAAGACGGGAUGUGGGGAAUGUGCGGCGGUGAAGGAGGGGGUAGACAAAGUAGUGUAGCCAUGAGUAGCAUCGGUAGGAGCAGUUCCAGUUCCAAUCAUUGA